Molecule: messenger RNA, 3822 nt
Organism: Colius striatus (speckled mousebird)
Lineage: Eukaryota; Metazoa; Chordata; Aves; Coliiformes; Coliidae
Gene: GRK6
Product: G protein-coupled receptor kinase 6
Exons: 16
Coding region: 62-1744 (560 amino acids)
Biological process (GO): protein phosphorylation; regulation of signal transduction; signal transduction
Cellular component (GO): plasma membrane; cytoplasm
Molecular function (GO): G protein-coupled receptor kinase activity; ATP binding
Source: RefSeq, a predicted model, not a curated record
CGGCGGCGGCGGCGGCGGGGCGCGGGCCGAGCGGAGCGGAGCGGCCGUGCCGCCCGGGCCCAUGGAGCUGGAGAACAUCGUCGCCAACACCGUCCUCCUUAAGGCCCGCGAAGGUGGCGGCGGAAACCGGAAAGGCAAGAGCAAGAAAUGGCGCCAGAUGCUGCAGUUCCCCCACAUCAGCCUCUGCGAGGACCUUCGGCAGACCCUCGAGCGGGAUUACCACAGCCUGUGUGAGAAGCAGCCCAUUGGGCACAUGCUUUUUCGGCAGUUCUGCGAGACACGGCCUGAGCUGUCGCGCUGCGUCAAGUUCCUGGAUGCCGUGGCAGGGUACGAAGUGGCUCCAGAUGAGAAGCGGAAGGAAUGCGGGCAGCACCUGAUUGAAAAGUACUUGAAGCCAAACAGUGAGGACCACGUGCCUGAAGUCCCCUCGCAGCUGGUGGAUGCCUGUUGUGAGAGGUUGGAGCAGGAACCUUCCAAGGAGCUCUUCAAGGAAUCCACUAAGCUCAUCCACGACUACCUGAGCGUGGCUCCCUUUGCCGACUACCUCGACAGUUUGUACUUCAGCCGCUUCCUGCAGUGGAAAUGGCUGGAACGGCAGCCAGUGACCAAAACCACUUUCCGCCAGUACCGUGUGCUGGGCAAGGGCGGCUUUGGGGAGGUUUGUGCCUGCCAAGUGCGUGCCACGGGCAAGAUGUACGCCUGCAAGAAGCUGGAGAAGAAACGGAUCAAAAAGCGGAAGGGAGAGGCCAUGGCCCUGAAUGAGAAACAGAUCCUGGAAAAAGUGAACAGUAGGUUUGUAGUGAGCUUAGCCUAUGCAUAUGAAACUAAAGAUGCUCUCUGCCUAGUGCUGACCCUCAUGAAUGGAGGGGACCUCAAGUUCCAUAUCUACCACAUGGGAGAGGCUGGCUUCGAGGAGCCCCGAGCAGCUUUCUACGCUGCCGAGAUCUGCUGUGGCCUUGAGGACUUGCACCAGGAGAGGAUCGUGUACAGAGACCUGAAGCCAGAGAACAUAUUGCUGGAUGACCACGGACACAUCCGUAUCUCAGACCUGGGGCUAGCUGUGCACGUGCCAGAGGGCCAGACAAUCAAAGGCCGGGUGGGAACAGUCGGCUACAUGGCUCCGGAGGUGGUGAAGAACGAGCGCUACACGUUCAGCCCGGACUGGUGGGCUCUGGGCUGCCUGGUGUACGAGAUGAUCGAGGGGCAGUCGCCCUUCCAGCAGCGCAAGAAGAAGAUCAAGCGGGAGGAGGUGGAGCGGCUGGUGAAGGAGGUGCAGGAGGAGUACUCGGAGAAGUUCUCGCCCUGCGCCCGCUCCCUCUGCACCAUGCUCCUGUGCAAAGACCCUCUGGAGCGCCUGGGGUGCCGAGGAGCUGGGGCCAAGGAAGUGAAGGAGCACCCUCUCUUUAAGCAUCUCAACUUCAAGAGGCUGGAAGCAGGCAUGCUGGACACCCCCUUCAAGCCAGAUCCCCAGGCCAUCUACUGCAAGGAUGUUUUGGACAUCGAGCAGUUCUCCACGGUGAAGGGAGUGGAGCUGGAGCCCACAGACAACGACUUCUACCAGAAGUUUGCUACAGGAAGCGUGCCCAUUCCUUGGCAGAACGAGAUGAUCGAGACGGAAUGUUUUAAGGAGCUGAAUGUCUUUAGCACAGAUGGCACUGUGCCCCCAGACCUAGACUGGAAAGGGCAGCCUUCUCCCCAGCCCAAAAAAGGGUUACUCCAGCGCUUAUUCAGUAGACAGAGGUGAGCAGUCUCUCCUGGCUGCUCUGCUCAGGGAAAUACUCGGUGGCCCGCGGACGUGGCAAGAUCUGGGAAAGAGGAGUUGUCCUUCAGUGCCUAACCCCUUCCCCCAGCAGAGCACAAGCUGCUCCUUGUUCUAACUGCCCUCUGAGCCACUAACCCCGCUCCCCUGCUCUCGCUGCCUCCGCGAGGGAGGCCUUGCCCUCAGCUUGAACCAAAGCUGCCCCUGCACCGCCACUACUGGGAGCUCUGCUCCCAGGGGGCUGUGGGAAGUUUUCCCUCGCUCCUCUCCUCGUAUGUCCUGGACACACAGAAGGGUUGACAAACCAUAAAGGGUUUGGCAUUGCCCCAUGCCCAGACUCCCGCUGCAGCACAAAGGGCUUGAGCUGCUUCUGCAGUUGGCUGAGCCCUGCGCAGGGCAGAUGGUCUGUGCUGGCACUGUGUCCCUGGGUGGCUGUAGUCCACAGAGCCCAUCUUUCUCCCAGCUUCUGAGCGAGUCAGCUGCGUGCUCACUGGUCUGUCUGCCAGGAACUGAACCCCUAGAUGCAGCUUGACUGUUUCCCUGCAGCCUGGGAGUCGCCUCCAGCCCUCCCAUGAGGAGGGGGGGCCUGGCCCAUCCCUGCCAGAGGGCAGCCAUAGGCUGGGUUGUGUGACUGUGCUCACCCUCUGCUUGCUGUGCUCCUCUCUCCCUCUCCUUGCCCUUCCUACUUCAGGACUGUUGUGGAAACUGCAGCGACAGUGAGGAAGAGCCCACCCGGCUGUAGAGCACAGCUUGUUCUCCAGCCCCUGGGGACCCCUCUCCUCUCAGGAGCAGCAGCCCAGCUGAAGGACAAGGCAGCCACGGCCCCGCAAAGUGGAUUUGUUUACAGUUUUACCCGUCUGUAUUUGAAGACUGUUGAGGUGGUUCCAGGGCUGGCAGCAGCACACAGCUCGGGCUGAGAUGCCUCUGAGCCUGAGCAGGCCCUCACCCCUCGUCCAGGGCCAGAUGUGCCACUGGGCAGCGCGGUGCUGCCGGCAGCCGCUCCCCUCCCGGGCCUGGCACGGACGGAGGGAUGGCGCUGGGGUGGGCCCAGGCCAGGCUGGAGCAGCUCUGCUGACACAUUCCACGGUGCCAGAGCGGCACUGCAGGUUUGGUGUAUAUUUAUGUAUGUCUGUACAUAUCACAUGUCGGGUUUUAAUCUACAGGGGGGGGCUUGCACUGCCCCCAUCCUGUCACAGGCACAAAUGCCCUCCUAUGGGGGGAAGCGACGGUCCCAGCUUUGUACCAGAGAGGCCUGGGCAGAGGCCUUCUGUGCCCUGGGGCGUCCAAAGCAUCUUUGCUGGACCUUUCUGGCCAUGCUGAGCCGUCCCUGGCUCCAGCGGAGUCCAUUGCUCAGCCCCGAGGCACAGGAAAAGGCUGUGCCAAAGCGUCUCCCCCCGCAUCCUGGCAGCAGCACGGCACUGCCUCAUCCUCACAGAGCUGCUUCCUCCUGCCUGGGCUGCCACACGCUGCCAGCUCUGGGACGCUCAGCCCAGGACCCUCCAUUCCCACCCCUCCUGCCUAGAAGGGCCCCGAGGGCCGGGCUGAUCCCCACUGUGGGGCAGGACAGCCCCGGCACAGGCUCACUCCGCGGGUCCCGCGCCUAGUGCAGUUGCAGAGGAGCAGUCACAGAGGGACCCUGCUCAUGGACCAAAGCCAUUUUAAAGGGAAUAUCUCUUCCCAGGGUCCUGCUGUAAACUGUGGCCUGAGAGCAAGCAGGGCCUGGACCAGCAAUGUGUGUGUGUCCUGGGGAGCCCGCACAGCUCCUGUGCCCACAACCAGGGCAGGGGCUGAGGGGCUGGAGCCCUGCCUGCCCCUGGGGAUCUGCGUGGGACUUGAUCCCCCUCUUCCUCAUCUUGUCCCCUCUUGUGCAUCACACUCAUCCCAGCUGUGUCCUGAGCAAUAACUCAUCUCCUCUGUGUGUGUGUGUGUGCGUGUGUGUGUGCGCACGCACCUGUGCGUGCCCGUGUGCUCGCUCUGAGCCAGGCCCCCCGGGGGGCUGAGCACCUACUCAGACCUGUGGUAUCAUUUGCUUGGCCUUGCACUAAAGUUGGAGAGUAUUUAAA